This is a messenger RNA of Rhizophagus irregularis DAOM 181602=DAOM 197198, 359 nucleotides long. RefSeq lists its product as uncharacterized. Gene Ontology annotation, cellular component: cytoplasm. NCBI's taxonomy places the organism in Eukaryota, Fungi, Glomeromycota, Glomeromycetes, Glomerales, Glomeraceae. Gene Ontology annotation, molecular function: zinc ion binding; protein binding. The record is from RefSeq and is a predicted model, not a curated record.
GCCACAUUCAGAUACUUCUAACCGUGCUCCUCAAUCUGCUUUACAUCUUGGUAUAGUGUGCAAUUGCUGCAACAAGACAAUUCAUGGAAUGAGAUGGAAGUGUGCAUUUUGUGAGGAUUAUAAUUUAUGCCAAAAUUGUAAAUCUAAAUCACAAAGUAUUCAUAAUCAUCCAAAUAAUCAUGUGUUUCAACCUAUUGCAUAUUCUUCUUGGUUAUUGUCGAAAAGAACUUCUACAAUUUGUGACUAUUGCGAAUUAGCCUGUAUCGGUAACAGAUGUUAUAAGUGUGCCAGUGGUGAAUUUUCUGUAGAAGAAUAUGAAUUAUUUCAAAUAAUAAAAAAUUAGUGGACUUGCUAUGUAU